Hyaloscypha bicolor E is the source of this 378-nucleotide messenger RNA. RefSeq lists its product as uncharacterized. The transcript is spliced from 2 exons. NCBI's taxonomy places the organism in Eukaryota, Fungi, Ascomycota, Leotiomycetes, Helotiales, Hyaloscyphaceae. The coding region runs from base 1 to 378 and encodes 125 amino acids. The record is from RefSeq and is a predicted model, not a curated record.
AUGUCUGCAAGCACUGAUCUCGCGGUGCUGGUUAUCUCCAGAUCAGCGAUCUGGGGACUGCACAUACCGGUCAAGAAGAAGAUUACGGCCAGGAGCUUUCUGGCCGCCGGCAGAGUGGAGGUUCUGUUGGGCUGGUUUGGCGAGAUUGGUUAUGGUCGUGAAGGGUCCGCAGACACGUCGAUAGGACUAAUCUGUGCCUCGCUUACGGCAUGCAAUGUCUUCUUCGCUCGACCUGGCAGCAGUUUCUUCUCGCCCAAGGCGCCGAAGAGUAAGAAUUCUGGUGGGAGCACUGGCCUCGAACGAAGAAAUGUGCGGUUGAAAAAGCGUUCUCAGAAUGGGACAAAUGUGCGGAAAAUGAGGAGGAGUUUGCCUAGUUGA